AUGUUUCGGCUACGGAUCCCUCCACAAUAAAAACGCGAAUUAAACGGGAGCGCAUUUGCGCAACACGCUCCAUGAUUGUGUUUAGUAUUUUCAAGAUAUUUGGAGGAAAUAGGUCGGGGCUGGUGUUGUUUUCGUGGGAGGAAAACGGUUGAGGAUAUGUUGGGAGAUGAGGAUUGAUUUGUUUCACCUUACUAGGAAGUGAGCGCUGUGUCCGGGAAGGGGAGGGACUCCGACGACAAGUCUGGGGCGCUGCUGUGCUACUUACAAGGCUGCACCAGUGCAACGUUUUUAAGCCUAAAUACAGGAUUCGGUGCUUCUUGUUUAUUUCUACUUAAGUAACCGAGAGUCCCGCUUCAAAGAAUCGCGGUUUUGAUUUUUGUUUAACAGCGCGUUUAGCACGCCUGUGCCCGGCCCGGCCUGCACGCUGUGUGCAUGUGCAAAGGGUGGGAGAAGCCUAUAGCGCAGGCUGAAGGCAGUCGGGCUUGUUACUGGCACAAACGUACGUCAAGUUGUCCGUGAACUUUGUCACAUUUCGGAGCCAUGUUGAGCCCGCUGUUGGUGAGAAACUGCAAGAGAGCGAUAUCGGUAAUCGGCGGGGGGCGCAGAGGCACCGACGCACUUUCAGGAGUUCACCCGACUGCGCGGCGCUUCAUCAUAGAUAUGUCCUACUCAGCGCACUUCAUGGAUUUUAAAGGAUCCUCCAUACCGAGCAGCAUGAAAAAGCUGGUCGUAAACAAGCUUAGUCCUAAUUUCAGAGAGGCCGUUUCUAUGCAAACCGCUGCGGUUCCGACACCCGGAGACGCGGACUUGCUCGUCAGAAAUCGUUUUGUGGGAAUCAACGCCUCUGAUAUUAACUACUCUGCAGGCCGCUACGACCCCUCGGUGAAGCCCCCCUUCGAUGCCGGAUUCGAGGGUAUUGGUGAGGUUGUUGGCCUUGGCCUUAGCGCCAGCUCCCGUUACACCAUCGGGGACACUGUGGCCUACUUCGGCAGCGGUGCGUUUGCUGAGUAUACGGUGGUGCCAGCCAAGGAAAGUGUGCCUGUCCCCGCAGUGAAGGCAGAGUUCCUCACCCUGCUGGUCAGUGGCGCCACAGCCUACAUCGCCUUGAAACGUCUGGGGGACCUGGCCAAAGGUGAGACGGUCCUGGUCACGGCGGCUGCAGGAGGAACGGGACAGUUUGCCGUGCAGUUUGCCAAACAGGCCGGUUGUCACGUGAUUGGGACCUGCUCAUCCGAUGAGAAAGCCGGCUUCCUUAAAUCCAUUGGCUGUGACAGGCCGAUCAACUACACCACGGAAGACCUGGCAAAGACGCUGAGGAAAGAGUACCCAGAAGGCAUAGAUGUGGUGUAUGAGUCAGUUGGAGGCAGCGUCUUAGAACUUGCAGUGAACAGUUUGGCCAACAAGGGCCGGCUGAUAGUGAUUGGCUUCAUCUCAGGGUACCAGACCUCAUCAGGAAUCCCGCCCUUCAGAGGGGGAACACUACCAGUCAAGCUGCUGCAGAAGUCGGCCAGCAUUCGGGGUUUCUUCCUGCCCCACUUCCUCAGUGACUACAGGGAAGCUCUGGGUAGCAUGAUGCAGAUGUUUGCCAAAGGGAAGCUAGUGUGUGAGGUGGAUGGUGGGGAGAUGGCAGAGGAGGGGAGGUUUGUAGGCCUGGAGUCAGUCUUCCGGGCUGUGGACUACAUGUAUGCUGGGAAAAACCUGGGCAAGGUGGUGGUGGAUGUGGCACCACCCUCUGUUAGUAAUAGUAAGCUGUGAUCUAACUGAUUGUUAAUGCACAAAAAAAAAAAAUCAUACUUGAAUUCAAAUGAUCAAAAUGUAGGACUAAUAAUUUAAAAUACAGAUUAUGUUCUUUAUUUUUGUAAGAUGAUUGAUAUAGCACUAUAAGUAAAUGGUUUUAUGAAUAAACAUAAUGAGCAACUUUAUUUUCUGCUAUCAUGGUUCUAGAAACUACAUGCAGUACAAAGGUAUAUUUUACUAUUAUUUAUGUGAGGAUUAAGGAGUCCCUCAUUUGUAAGACUGAAUUUAGGAUGAAAAAAUCUAAUAACUAUGCACUGAUGAUAAUAUUGCAUAAAUAUUCUGAUUAAAAAUCAGAAACUGUAGGCUCUGUAAUUUCACCCAGAAAGGAUGUUUUACAGUGUUUCCUAAUCUUAUGUUCCCACCUUCUGGUCCACCUCUGAAAUUAUUUUAGACCUGCUGCCAUAAUGCGCUUGCUUUUAGCACUCUCACGCACUUUAUCUACCAUAAAUGUUUUAUGAUAGACUUCAUUGUUUUUCUAAUAGGGGAUUACAUUGGUAUGUGCUUGUCAAAAGUGAGUGCUGCUCCAGGUGUGCUUGGUAUUUCAUUGCCUGUUUGUGGCUGACAGAAACGGCAUUCACACAAUCAAUCUUUCCAUUCACAUGCCCAGAAGCUGCACAUAAUAAAAAAAAUUAGUCCAGCUAACCAGGAGUUGGACUAGAAAAUGCCAUUACUUUCCCCCCACUGCAAGUAAAAAAAUCACUUAUAGUGAAUGUAUUGUGGAAUGCCCUUUGACAUUUUUUUUUUCAUUUCCAUUUUUUGUAUUUAAUUUAGUUUUGGAAACAAGAAAGAAAGCAGCACAACAUAUAGUAUGUUAAGGUGUUUAAUCGCACGGCAGCUCAUUUCCACGAAAUCGAAAGAUUAGACUUAAAAGAUAAGUGUUUGUUACAACUUUAAAAGCCUCAAUAGAUGGAAAGUUUCCAAAAUAUUACGGGAUUGGACAUUUUAGGAAAAAAAAAAAAAGCAAUAAGCAGAAAUGAGACACUGUAUGUUAAAGCCCUCCAUGUUGUAUUAAUGUGCUGUAUGUUGUGUAAAACAAACACCUGUUCCUACCUGGCAGGGAGGGCUAUAGUGUUCAUGCACUGUGAACAUGUUAUUUCCUCAUCCAGGUGGCCACUCAAAAUAUAACCCAGUGUGAAAUACGUUACAGGUGUGACCCCAGCAUGCAAAGCUGCUACCUUCACCAGACGGUGCAGGAAAUCAGAAACACACCAGGCCAAGGCCAUGUUGAAUCCAUAGUGUAGGUAGUCAGCGUUUGAAGUUUUAUAUCUUUCACAUACACUGUGUUUUUUAUAAGAGGUAGUUAUCCAAAUAAAAAUGAGUUGUGAUGAGUAUUAACCACAAACUAUAAAGAUUUCAAAGUAUCACUUUUUAAAUAAUUACUUACACACAACAACAAGAAAAUGAUUCAUUUAGAGAAUUACCUCUGGCCAUUAAUUUUUCUCACUUUUCAAUAUAUUUUAUUACCUUUUCCCUUAGUUUCCCUCCCAAUUUUUCAAGUCUGCUUAUAUCCACUAAACUUCUUAUUAGAAAGCCGUGCAAUGUUUUUGUUAAUAUGAUAUAGUGUCAUUGUUGUUAUUAGACAGACACAGAAACCACUCCCAGAAGUCACAUCUUUUCUUAAAUUAGGCUUCCCUUUCUUUCCUUUGUCUUUGUUAAAAUUAUCCUAACCCUUUAAAAUUUUGACUCACUGAGGUAAAGGUAUGGUACAUCUUAAAAUCAUCACAUCUGACCAUCAUCAAACACACACAUAUACAACCUUUAGCUUAUUACGCCAGUUUAAACUGUUGACACAUGAGAUUUUGAAUUAACUUGGUUUGAAUUAAAUUAGUAUCUUAAUUAAAGAAGAAAUUAAACUAACACUGAAAAUUGAGAUUAUCUGACUCACAAUCAUUAAAUAAUUGCAAUCACCUCUGUAACACCACUGUUUGGUCAGGCGUUAUGAUGCGAAAGCAAGCUCUUACAUGCCAGCCACACGAAAGGUGAGAGAUGUGAUGAUGCACGUGGACGUUUAGAUGAAUUUAGCAUGCUUGAGUACUGUGUGCAUCCAUGUUGCACAACGAGGAGGAGGCCAGGUUUAGCAUCUCUUCAAUUACCAGGAGAGGCCUCGUCUCGGCGUCCUCCAGGGCCUACCUGUACCUCCGCUGAUUAGUGAGCAGUCACAGCCCCAAUUAAAGAACACAGGAACCUGGAGAGACAACACUCUUUAUUUAAUUGGAUUGUGUUGCAGUCGGAGGCUGCUAACUGGCAACGUAUUGAAGCUGGAACUGUGUAGAGUAAACAAGACAUUAAAGAUAGAGAAGGUCUUCAGAAGCUUUGACAGACUUUUGUGUGAUUGUAAAACUUCGAAAACAUUUCUUAAUUCGUGGAAUUAUGCUAAGUGUCUCUCAUUUUAGUCAAGGGUUAGUACUUCUCCUCAGAAAGGGUCAUUAACACACCAGUUAAAUUUAGAUAGUUAUGUAUAUGGAAGUAAUAAAGGGUGGACUAAGUUUACUCUUUUUAACCUGAUGUAAAUGUGAAUGAUUUAAAUGCAGAGCAUAGAUUAUAACAAAUAUCAUAUUAAUAAGAUUUCACAGAAAGGAAAAAUGGUGAAUGUGCUGGUUUUCAUUUGAGAGUACAAUUUUUAUUUCCUUGUGAAUGGUUAUUUUAUAGUUAAUGUAAUUACCAAUUAAAUAGUGCUCCACGAAAUUUAUAAUUUUCUAAGAUUUGAUGAUAUUGGUGGCGAGACUAUGUAGCUUUUGAAAGAAGACUCUUCCUCUCGCAAAUUAAAAGUUAAACUCAUUAAACAAUUAAAACACACUCAAGUUGAUUCAAACACAUUAAGGUGUUUUGUUUCUACAGCCUGACUUGGUCUGUAAUGACCAGUAGCUUAUGGUCGCUAAUGUUAGCAAACUAAUGGGAGGUAUUGCUGUAUAUCUGACAUUGCUUUGUCAGUAUAGUUGUGCUACUGUUUCACUGUGUUAGUUAGGAUGUAAUUGUCAUUUGUGGCCAUAAUGGUUUCUACUCAGCAAAGGUUAAAUACUAUCGCUUUAAAUUGAAAAUGUCUUUUGGAUUUUGUAAAUUUGUAAAAAACAACAAAAAAACAACAACACACAACUAGAAAUCAAACUUUUUGAAAUCUCAACUUUUUGUCGCAUUUUAAUUUUUAAUUCAAGACCACAGUCAAGAUGUUUUUUUCAUUGUUGCACUUUAACAUUCAAGAUAGUGAAAUUCUCAAAAGGUCUCUUUCUCUGUUUUUUUUCCCCCCCACUAAACCCUCUUUUUCCAUAGUUUCCCAUCGUUGUAACAUGUGGCACAUAACAAAGACAUCACCCUCAUAGUGUAGAAUGGUAGUCUACCUCCAGGCGCCUAAGGGACACUGGCUGGCUGCUUGGUGCUGCCAGGAUCCAGACAGUCCAGUUUCUUUCUCUGCAAGUCAGUCAGACCCCCUCAACUCCCCAACUCCCCGAGCCCCCGUCACUCCUACCUCCGCCUAAUUACCAAACCUAAAACCCCACUCGACUAAUUAGCCACAGCAGACCCAGGAACUGUGAGUAAAGGUAAAGAGAUGGCUUCAUCCAGGAGUGUGUGCGUGUGUUAAAGAGAGGGAGAGUGAGAGAAAGAGACAAGAAGAAAGGGAAAUGGAAUAUUCCAGCCUCCUUUAGCGAGCACAUCUCUACAGCCAAUUAAAGUCAUUUAUUAAACUCUUUGCGAAACCUGAGUUGUGCAUGACAGAAUGAUAGGGGAAUGUGUUUGUUUGUGGGUGCGCAUGUGUUUCUGGAUAUUUAGAUGUGCGUAGGGGCUGCAGGCUCACACACACAAACACCCAUCCUCACACGUCCACAUGUGUCUCAGUAUGGCUGGCAAUCUGUCGGCUUUUCUGUCUAUCAGUGGCGCGAGAGCUCAGUGGGACAUAAAUUACAAUAUGCAGCAGAACCACUUGUGUAAGUCUCAAUGAAGGGGAGGAAUAACUUUCUUAAUCAAGUUCCCCUGAUUAAUUGUAAUAAAGGUGUCAUCCGUAAA
Morone saxatilis (striped sea-bass) is the source of this 5796-nucleotide messenger RNA. Its product is annotated as prostaglandin reductase 3-like. Gene Ontology annotation, cellular component: mitochondrion. The transcript is spliced from 2 exons. Gene Ontology annotation, molecular function: zinc ion binding; oxidoreductase activity. Bases 541 to 1755 code for a protein of 404 amino acids. NCBI's taxonomy places the organism in Eukaryota, Metazoa, Chordata, Actinopteri, Moronidae. The record is from RefSeq and is a predicted model, not a curated record.